AUGGAUUUCAACAGCCUCAAGGACCAGGUCAGCAACCUGACUCUCUACGACAUCAAGGCCGGCGUGCGCAAGGUCCAGAAUGCCGUCAUGAACUACACCGAGAUGGAGGCCAAGGUGCGCGAGGCCACAAACAACGAGCCAUGGGGAGCAUCGUCUACGAUCAUGCAGGAGAUCGCAAACGGCACCUACAACUACCAGCUGCUCAACGAGAUUAUGCCCAUGAUCUACAGACGCUUCACCGAAAAGGCUGCCGAGGAAUGGCGGCAGAUCUACAAGGCCCUCCAACUCCUUGAAUUCCUCAUCAAAAACGGUUCCGAGCGCGUCAUCGACGAUGCACGAUCCCACCUCUCCCUCCUCAAGAUGCUGCGCCAGUUCCACUACAUCGACCAGAACGGCAAGGACCAGGGCAUCAACGUGCGCAACCGAUCCAAGGAGCUCGCCGAGCUGCUGAGCGACGUCGAGCGCAUUCGUGCUGAGCGCAAAAAGGCCCGCGCCACGCGCAACAAAUACACCGGUGUGGAAGGUGGCGCGGGACUUGGCUUCUCGAGCGGCAGUGGCGGCAGGUACAGCGGCUUCGGCAGCGAAAACGCCGGCUACGGUGCCUACAGCGGAGGCGUAUACGGUGACGGAGGAGGUUUCGGAGGCGAGGCGGACAGCGGAUUCAGCGGAGCCACGCAAUCCCGCCGGGACCGUUUCGAGGAGUACGACGAGUACGACGAGGGCGCCGUUGCCGCGCCCGGCAGGAGGGUGGCAGACCAGCCCAGGGCCGGCACCAGGCGAGAGACGGGCAGCGCCGCCGCGGUCAAGAAGCCAGAGCCGCCCAAGCCCAAAGAGCCCGAGGUUGACCUCUUCUCCUUUGACGAGCCUGCUCCGAGCACGUCCGCCUCGAACGGCAAGGCGCCCGCCACGAGCUCCGCGGCCGAUGACUUUGGCGCCCUGCAAUCCGGCGGCGCCGACGAUGACGACUUUGACGACUUCCAGGCGGCGCCCGCGCCUGCUCCCGCGCCGGCCGCGGCGGCCGUCAAGCCCCCAACCGCCUCAGCCUUUGGUAUGACCUCGCCGACAUCACCAACAAUGACGCAGUUCGCGGCGCCGCAGCCGCGGUCGGGCGCGCAGGCCAACAGCAUGAACGACCUGUUUGCGACCAUCUCGCCGCCGCCCAGCGGCACCAGCACGGCGCGCGGUACGCCCGCCGCCAGCAUGUCGGCCUUCUCGCCACCGCCGGCACAGAAGCCAAUGAGCACGGGCUUUGCGCCCACGCAGCCCAACUACUUCACGAGCGUGCCGGCGGGGCCGCCACAGCAGGGCUCAGCGGCCAGCACGCCGGGAGGCGUCUUGUCGCCACACCGCACGGGCACGGGCAGCAUCAGCAGCUUGAACAGCUUGGGCGGGGGCAAGAAGCCGGCGGCGGGCGGCGACGCGUUCGCGGGCCUGCUGUCGGGCGUCAGCGGGCCGAAGAGGACAAACUCGACGCCUCAGCAGAAAGUGACGAUGGCGGAGAUGGCCAAGCAGAAGACCAGCUCGGGGCUGUGGGGCGCGCCGUCGCCGACUACGGCGGGGCCGCCGGGGGGUGCGGCGUCGGCGGGGGGCGCGCCCAAGGCGAGCACGGGCAGCAGUGGGCUGGAUGAUUUGCUGGGUUAG
Messenger RNA from Aplosporella prunicola CBS 121167, 1641 nucleotides. RefSeq lists its product as uncharacterized. NCBI's taxonomy places the organism in Eukaryota, Fungi, Ascomycota, Dothideomycetes, Botryosphaeriales, Aplosporellaceae. The transcript has 5 exons. Gene Ontology annotation, cellular component: endosome; plasma membrane; clathrin vesicle coat. The coding region runs from base 1 to 1641 and encodes 546 amino acids. The record is from RefSeq and is a predicted model, not a curated record. Gene Ontology annotation, biological process: Golgi to endosome transport; endocytosis. Gene Ontology annotation, molecular function: clathrin binding; phospholipid binding.